AUGCGCGCGGAGGAAUCGCAGGACUCCGGGUCCACGGGAGGAGCCCUGCGACACUCCAAGCUGAGCGCCUGGGGCAACAUGGUCGCACCUGUUGGCUUCGUUGCACAGGAGCCGCAGCUGCUGCAGGAAAAGUACACGGAUGAUAGUAUGAUCGUUGUGAUUGUCAUGAAUGUUGUGUCUGCGCAGAAACCCAAGGUUGUGGAGGGGAAGAAGUCGUUCAUGAGUAAAUUCAAGAAGGAUAAGGAGCCAUCUACCACCAAGGCUGUGCGGAUGCCGAGAUGUGAGUAUAAGAAGUUCUUUGCGAAGGAUAAGGAUGGGAAUUAUAUCGGGACGGAGGCGGAGAGGGAGUGGAUGGAGGAGAAACUGGAGGAUGAGUUUGGGCAGUAUCAGAAAGAGGUUUGA
This is a messenger RNA of Pseudogymnoascus destructans, 402 nucleotides long. RefSeq lists its product as uncharacterized. The coding region runs from base 1 to 402 and encodes 133 amino acids. The transcript has 2 exons. The record is from RefSeq and is a predicted model, not a curated record. Lineage: Eukaryota; Fungi; Ascomycota; Leotiomycetes; Thelebolales; Thelebolaceae.